Pipra filicauda (Wire-tailed manakin) is the source of this 2645-nucleotide messenger RNA. It is a transcript of the gene PANX3, whose product is annotated as pannexin 3. The coding region runs from base 1010 to 2275 and encodes 421 amino acids. Gene Ontology annotation, biological process: monoatomic cation transport; positive regulation of interleukin-1 production. Gene Ontology annotation, molecular function: channel activity. The record is from RefSeq and is a predicted model, not a curated record. NCBI's taxonomy places the organism in Eukaryota, Metazoa, Chordata, Aves, Passeriformes, Pipridae. The transcript is spliced from 5 exons.
GUUUGAGCACACCUGGGUGCAGCCCCUCCUGAAUUGGAGCCAUCAGUUUUCCCUUUAGAGCUGUUUAGCUCAGAUUUGGAAAGUCCCUUCACUGGAAAAUCCAUCGAAAGUGUGAUUUGGCAGUGGCUGUGGAGUUUUUUCACUAUGCUGAGAGACUGCACGGGGAGUUCCUUGGCUUGGCUGGGCUGAGCAGCUCCAGGACUGGCCCUGCUCUGUGCUGCCAGCAGUGUUAGCAUGGAUUUCUGGGCACUGACUGUGCUCCUGGGAGAAACUGCUCCGUCCCACCGCCCCUUCCAGUUACCCCAUCCCUUGUUUCUAGAUCCUCUUAUUGGGAUCUCUUGCCCUUGGAAGCUUUUCUUGGAGCCAGAUUCCUCCCCCUGUGCCUCGAGAGGGAGGCGAGAGGAGGGAUUGACAAUCUGGGGAAUUGCAGCUGAUGUUCUGCCUCAAAAUUGCCUUGUUUUUUGACUCCUGGCCUGUGCCAGGACCUUAAGGCGGGGCAGCAGGUUCCCUCUAGCUGGUUUGGGUGCUGGAAAGGAUUCUUUGUACCCCACGGGGCCUCUGUGUAUCUGGGGCUUCUCCCUGGGGGAGUGCCCUGUCCCCUGCCUUCCCACUGAAAAUAGCCAGGCACCCCUGUGCCCUCGGGCCACGGCGCCAGAAAUCCCUCGGCUGAUGAGAGAGUGGUGUAAAACCGCGGGGAGCCGGGAACGGCCACAGCCGGGCGGGAACCCUGCCGGGGAGGAAUGCUGUCGAGGAGGAACUCUGCCUCCCCGGCCCGCUGCCGUGGCUGCUGGGGUGGGAUUUUCUAUUUCUAUUUGUGAAAAGGCUUCCCCUGUAAUUACAGGGCGAUUUAACGCCCUGUCUGAGGUGUCCUUUGCAGCCAUCGGACGCAGCGCUCGGCAGGGACUCCUCAGCUCGGCCAACUCCCUCCUGAGCCGGUCACACCUCAGGUGACACCAGAGCUGCCGAGCACCAGCAGCACUUGCCAGCGACUCCUCUUCCUCGCUUCAAAAUGUCCCUCUCGCACACGGCUGCCGAGUACAUGCUCUCCGACGCUCUGCUCCCGGAUCCCGGCAGUUCCCGAGCCAAGGGCCUGCGGCUGGAGCUGCCAAGCGAUCGCCUGCUGAAGUUUGUCACUGUGGGGCUGCCCCUCUGCCUUGUCUCGCUGGCUUUUGCCCGGGAGUUCUCUGCCGGCUCCCAGAUCAGCUGCUUCUCUCCCACCAACUUCACGGGGAAGCAGUCUGCCUACGCCGACACGGCUUGCUGGGACUCCCUCAUCCACCACGGCUUCGACGCCGAGGGACACGCUGUCACCAAGUCCCUCUGGGCUCUCAAGGUCUUCCCCUACUCGCUGCUGGUGGUGGCGGUGCUGAUGUACCUGCCGUACCUGCUGUGGCGUUACGCCGCCGCCCCCGCCCUGCACUCCGACCUGCUCUUCAUCAUCGACGAGCUGGAUAAAUCCUACAACCGCUCGGUGCGCCUGGUGCAGCACAUGAGGAAGGUCCAGCAGGCCAGUGCCGAGCCAGAGCAAUUCUGGGAGGAGUACGAGAGGGCCCGCCGGGAGAGGUAUUUUGAGUUCCCAUUGCUGGAGCGGUACCUGACCUGCAAGCAGCACGCCCACGCCCUGACGUUCAUCUACAUCCUAAGGAACCUGCUGCUGCUCCUGUUCCUGGCUGCCACCUGCCUCUACCUGGUUUUCCUCCACCUCAACAUCUUCUUCCAGGAUGAGUUCAGCUGCUCCAUCAAAACAGGGCUGCUCCAGGCAGAGCCCCACAUCCCCCCACUCAUCCCCUGCAAGUUGGUCUUCUUCUCCAUCUUCCAGCUCAUCAGCCUCUCAGUCGGCAGCGUCUACAUCCUCCUUAUCCCCGUCGUCAUCUACAACGCCCUGCAGCUCUGCCAGUGGGACAAGGGGCUGCUCUCCGUCUACGAGAUGCUGCCUGCCUUCGACCUGCUCAGCCGCAGGAUGCUUACCUGCCCCCUCAACGACCUCAACGUCAUCCUCCUCUUCCUCCGCGCCAACAUCUCCGAGCUAACCUCCUUCGGCCGCCUCAACGCCGUCAGCGCCCUGAGGGAAACCACGGCCAACAAGGAGGACAUCGACACCGUCAUCGAUUUCAUGACGCUGCUGGCCGGGCUGGAGACCACCAAGCCCAAGCACCACGCUUGCACCCCUGAGGCUGAGGGUGGCACAGCUCUCUCCAAUGGCACGGCCCUAGGACCGAAGCCUGGAGUGGAAACGAUGGGAAAACCCUCCCGGGACUCACUCGGCUCUGCCUGAUCCAGGAGCAGGCAGGGAUCCUGCGAUCCCAGGAUCCACUUUGAUCCACAUCCUUCUUUCCAGCAUCGCUUGAGUGCAUUACCCUGGUUCUAACACAGCUGUGAUGUGGCAGCUGGGCUGAGCCCACCUGCUUUUCCUGCAACUGGGCUUUCCCUUCUUAUGUAUGUUUUUCCAGAAAAAGAGGGUUAAACAGUCAAUGUUUUGUACAGAACCUCUUGGGUUCUCUUAUUCCAAGCACUGGGUGCCACAAUGUGCCUCUUCCACACAAAUUUCCCUGCUGUUACAGCAGGAGGGGGAGGAUGGAGGAAUAAAGGGUACUCCUCUGAAGGAAAAAAGGAUCCAGGAAUAAAAUAAGCUGGUUUAUUAACUA